CGGGAAGAGUCGGAACUGCGGUUUGUGACCUUUGAUUUGCGGAAGGGCCCCGCCGAUACUAAUGCCCGCCCGGUACGAUGACGGAAUGUGGUCGGCAAAGCAGAAUGGCAUUUUGUGUCAUAGCGGGGCAUCCGUUGUGGGCUCGUGGCUCUCGGCAGCAUCAGAUGCUAGAUGCGCCGGGCCAACGGAGACCAACAGGACGGUCGACCGCUUCAUACCGCCCUUCGCCCUUUGGGACCACCCUCAAUCCUCAACGGCGCGCGUCAUGAGAGGAGGGCCCUGUAAAGUCUCUGUUGACCUCGUGGUGUUCCCCGGCACCAUGCAUGUCACUCGGCGGGCUCGUUGUGGGAGAGAGAGGAGGAACCGCGGGGUAAGGGUUGACGGCGUUGACUGUUCGAGAACAGGUUCAGCCCGGGAGAAACAGGUUGCCAAGGGCUCGGCACGCUCAUGCCCCAGACUUUUCGUCGUCCCACAGCCGUCUGCUGCUGCCGUCCAAUGGCUGCGGGCCCAGGUAGAGCCCCUUUCAGCCCUGUCCGCUCAUAUCCACGACACCGUUUUUAGCAAAACAAAACAGCCGUAUCCAUGACGCCGCGCCGUGUUGGCUGGGGCCGCCAUCUGCGGAGGAGCGUCAUGUGCCAGGCUGGACGGGGUCUCAGCCUCUGAAGUGAGGCAAGCCCCACCCCUCCGGGGAAGAGUUGUUGACAGUACGGAGUGACAAGGCAGGUAACCAGCAAGACCUUGAAACGAAUCCCUUCCUACUUUACCCGAGGAUAUCUUGCCUUACGGUGCGAUUUAAUAGAGAAUACUCGGUACAAGUCCGAGUCUCGGAGAGGAAGGUAAAACGGAAAGCAGAUAGGAGGUGGCCCAAGUGGUCCAGGCAAGACGGCUGCACAGCAGACAAGCAGAAGAGGUAGGUAGGUUCAGGUUUGUGUGAAACAGGGCCGCCUGCUUCCGGAUUGGGAUGUAUCUUUGUCGCACCAAACAAAUCACAAAUCCACCCGGCGGAACGGCCCCAGAGAGAGGAAUCGAUGCAUCGCCGCCUCUCCGUCCCGAAAGGCGACACGCAGCGACAGGGGCUUCCUUCAGACUCUCCGGAAACAAUUCGUGGCCCAGCGGCCCAAUCAUUGUGAGCCCGAAGCAGCACCCACUCGCACCCGGUUCAGUCCCGGGCUUGGAGCCGUAAAUCGCCAAGUUCUACAAGUUGGAAUGCUGUCGUCACGCCUCAUUGGAUCUGCCCUGUUUAAGGGCCCCACGUCUUUAUAUAUUCUCACUCCUCUGCCUCGGGUCUGUCUUAUCAGCACUUCCCGGUCAACACCUGCCGCAUACCCCAUACGCUCCAUACACUCCGGUUGUCAACCCUGCAGAAAGUGGAUUGCCCACAAGCCCCCAUCGUCAAGCUCGUCCCAGCUCCCGUGUUCCCUGUCGACGCUCAGCCCAAACCUAAGCCAACACGACGGCCGCGAAAAGCACUUAAGAACCAUGAACGACCCCGUUGCCAGAACCGCAUCUCCCUACACUGAUCCAUCCGUCAAAGGCCCUCGCAGCCAUCUUCUCUCUUCCCAACGUCCCUCGACCAAACCAUCCGACAUGCUCGUCAACACAGUAAACAAGACCGGCCUCCAUCCCGGCGGUGUCGUUCCUCACCAGGAGCACACCGAGCUCGAGGAGGAGCUCCACGAGAAGGCUCACAUCGACUACAACCGUGUUGCCAUCAUCGCCAACCCAUCAGUGGCCGCCCUCUACGAGGAUGCUUUGGUCUACGAGACCGGCACUGCCAUCACCUCCAGCGGUGCUCUUACCGCCUACUCCGGCAAGAAGACUGGCCGCUCUCCAUCAGACAAGCGUGUCGUCAAGGAACCAUCUUCCGAGAACGAAAUCUGGUGGGGCCCUGUCAACAAGCCCAUGACUCCUGAGGUCUGGAAGAUCAACCGUGAGCGUGCCAUCGACUACCUCAACACCAGAAAUCGCAUCUACGUCGUUGACGGCUAUGCCGGCUGGGACGAGAAGUACCGCAUCAAGGUCCGCGUUGUCUGCGCCCGCGCCUACCAUGCCCUCUUCAUGCGCAACAUGCUCAUCCGCCCCGCGCGCGAGGAGCUCGAGCACUUCCACCCCGACUACACCAUCUACAAUGCCGGUUCCUUCCCCGCCAACCGCUACACUGAGGGUAUGACCUCGGGCACCUCGGUCGCCAUCAACUUUGCCGAGAAGGAGAUGGUCAUCCUCGGUACCGAGUACGCGGGCGAGAUGAAGAAGGGUAUCUUCACCGUCAUGUUCUACGAGGGCCCCGUCAAGCACAACAUCCUGACCCUCCACUCCUCGGCCAACGAGGGCAAGGACGGCGACGUCACCCUCUUCUUCGGUCUCUCCGGUACCGGCAAGACCACCCUCUCUGCCGACCCCAACCGCGCCCUCAUCGGUGACGACGAGCACGUCUGGUCCGACACCGGUGUCUUCAACAUCGAGGGCGGCUGCUACGCCAAGACGGUCGGUCUGUCGGCCGAGAAGGAGCCGGAUAUCUACAACGCCAUCAAGUACGGCUCUGUCCUCGAGAACGUCAUCUUUGACCCCGAGACCAGGAUCGUCGACUACGACGACGUCACUCUGACCGAGAACACGCGCUGUGCCUACCCGAUCGAGUACAUCAACAACGCCAAGAUCCCCUGCCUGUCCAACAACCACCCCAAGAACAUCAUCCUCCUGACCUGCGAUGCCCGCGGCGUCCUCCCGCCCAUCUCCAAGCUCAACUCGGCCCAGACAAUGUUCCACUUCAUUUCCGGUUACACCUCCAAGAUGGCCGGCACCGAAGACGGCAUCCUCGAGCCCCAGGCGACUUUCUCGUCUUGCUUCGCCCAGCCCUUCCUCGCUCUGCAUCCCAUGCGCUACGCAAAGAUGCUCGCGCAAAAGAUCGAGGCCCACGGCGCCAACGCCUGGCUGCUCAACACCGGCUGGGUGGGCGCCGGUUUCUCCCAGGGCGGCAAGCGCUGCCCGCUCAAGUACACACGCGCCAUCCUCGACGCGAUCCACUCUGGCGAGCUGGCCAAGGUGGAGUAUGAGAACUAUGGUGUUUUCAACCUGCAGGUUCCCAAGACUUGCCCCGGCGUGCCGGACGAGCUGUUGAAUCCUCAGAAUGCCUGGACUGCGGGGGCCGACAGCUUCAAGGCUGAGGUUACCAAGCUUGGUGGGCUUUUCUUGGAGAAUUUCAAAAAGUAUGAGAGCGAGGCAACGGAUGAUGUGAGGGCUGCUGCGCCGGUUGUUUAA
Podospora bellae-mahoneyi is the source of this 3258-nucleotide messenger RNA. It is a transcript of the gene PCK1, whose product is annotated as kinase C-like protein. Lineage: Eukaryota; Fungi; Ascomycota; Sordariomycetes; Sordariales; Podosporaceae. The transcript is spliced from 5 exons. The record is from RefSeq and is a predicted model, not a curated record. Gene Ontology annotation, biological process: gluconeogenesis. Bases 1207 to 3258 code for a protein of 683 amino acids. Gene Ontology annotation, cellular component: cytosol. Gene Ontology annotation, molecular function: ATP binding; phosphoenolpyruvate carboxykinase (ATP) activity.